This is a messenger RNA of Pestalotiopsis fici W106-1, 474 nucleotides long. RefSeq lists its product as uncharacterized. Bases 1 to 474 code for a protein of 157 amino acids. Gene Ontology annotation, cellular component: mediator complex. The transcript is spliced from 2 exons. Gene Ontology annotation, biological process: regulation of transcription by RNA polymerase II. NCBI's taxonomy places the organism in Eukaryota, Fungi, Ascomycota, Sordariomycetes, Amphisphaeriales, Sporocadaceae. Gene Ontology annotation, molecular function: transcription coregulator activity. The record is from RefSeq and is a predicted model, not a curated record.
AUGGCACCCAUGGCACCCGCAAGCCAUGAUGAGCUGGAAGCCCAGCUCAAGGAGUCCAUCCAGUCCAUGUACAACAUCCUCGUCCAGACCACGGCCUACGACACAGCCGCCGCCUCCUCGGGCUCGUCCACCACCUCGCGGCCGUCGCGCGACGUCCUGGCCGCCGAGAUCAAGUCGCUGCAGCAAUCGCUCCAGGCGAUCCACCGCACCGCCACCACGCCGUCGCCCGAGCAGAGCCUGCCGCACGUCCCGCCCGAGCUGAUCCAGUACGUCGAAAACGGCCGCAACCCCGACAUUUACACGCGCGAGUUUGUCGAGCUGGUCCGUAGGGGGAACCAGCUCAUGAAGGGCAAGCAGGUCGCGUUUCGCGGGUUUCGCGACAUCCUGGCCGACGAGAUUUCAAAGGCCAUGCCCGAGCUCCACGAGGACGCCCGUCGUGUGGUCAAGGCUACGGAUUUCCCGUCUUCUUCCUAG